AUGUCAAAAAUAAAGCAAGAUACAAAGGAUACCUACAAUGGUAUUCAACUACACUCUGUGCUACAGUAUCCCUAUACUGUACCCAUCGACUGUACUCCGCUACAGUAUCGUGCAACUGUAUCUACAGUGUCGGCUACAGUACUUCUUGUAUCUACUGUAUCGAUUGAACCUGCGUACCAUGUUCUCCUUGGUCUCGAGCGGUGUCUCCGCUAUCCUCCAUAUUGCUUCAUGGAUUUUCCUCUGGAAACGUCGCGGCUUGAAGUCCCAUCACCUUAUCACUCUUCAACUAACCCUCUUAAAAAACAAAAAAAUCUACUCCUAGCCGUGGGUCUCGCCACGCUUCAACCGGUGAGUAUACUGUACUAUGGGGGUACUGUAGUGCGCUCUGUUUUAGUCCACUUCACCAACUCCACCAUCUCCCUCUCCACCGAUGCCACUGCUAUCCCCUUCCCCCAAUCGCACUCGAUUAUUGAGAUAUCUCUAAUCGGUGCCAGAUCCAUCGCUAUCAUCAUGAAAACUUCGGAGCAUGUUAAUGUGAUAGCGGAGUACAAGCACUUGAAUAGUUGGUACAUUCGAUCGCUCUUUUCGGCAUGCCCAGUGUUUGCCGGUGUCCUUUUCGGAGGUGCUAGCGGUUUUUGGAUUCCUGGCUCUGACGACGGGCUCGGGCUCCACGGGCUCGAAGCCGGAGCCAUCACCAUGUCAAAUUCCUGGCCCGCCUGGCUCAUGGUACUCUUGCUCUUCAUGGUUAUAGUCAUCGCUAUCUCAUAUACCAUCUAUAUCUAUCUCACUUUGAAGGAUAUACUCAAAAACUAUUCAAGAGUUUCCAAACUCCGAACCUCUCUUCUCUACUCAAGUCUCUUCGAGCUAUGGUUCACCAUGAGCACUUUCUAUAUCCCCUUUACCAUUUGCCUUCUGCUCACCACACUAUUCAAUGUGUCGAGUGACUGGCUCGGGCUCUAUUUCACAGUGAUCAAUGGGGUGUCUCCGAUUGUGGAGGCCACUGUCAGUUUCGCUAUCAUUUUUGUGUUGAGAGUUUUUGGGGGUGUGAUCGAUCCCGAUGGACAUCCUUCGGUCAUUUCGCAAAGCUGUCGACAACUUCGACAUCGUCUUCAACAAGGAAAACAACGAAAUUAG
Messenger RNA from Caenorhabditis remanei, 1134 nucleotides. RefSeq lists its product as uncharacterized. Lineage: Eukaryota; Metazoa; Nematoda; Chromadorea; Rhabditida; Rhabditidae. The transcript is spliced from 4 exons. The coding region runs from base 1 to 1134 and encodes 377 amino acids. The record is from RefSeq and is a predicted model, not a curated record.